This is a messenger RNA of Mesorhabditis spiculigera, 2289 nucleotides long. Lineage: Eukaryota; Metazoa; Nematoda; Chromadorea; Rhabditida; Rhabditidae. The record is from the annotation of a GenBank genome assembly.
AUGGGCCCUUUGUUUGGCCUCUUUUUCGGGGCCCUAAUCGGAUGCGCCUUCUCAGUCCAAGCAAUCGAUAAUUGCCUCAAAAAUCGCUUGGAUUUGAAUGGCAGCCUGGAUUUUGCCGUGAUUCCGAUACAACUACUGGGUGGCCGAAGUUACAAAUGCCAUGCCGCCGGCGAGGAGACGAUGGUAUUUCGGCUCGACGACGAUCAAGAAGCUGUAGAACACGCGCUAGGAAUUCGUGUACUUCUCGAUGAAGCGACUACUAGCCCGGCCCUCCACGUCACGGCAACGAAUGGGCACGAUUUGGAUGCGUUUAGCGUACCCGAAUUGGCCAGCAACGAUCAGCGAGGGGCUACCCGCGUUCUUCUACCAUUUUCCGAAAACCCAGCAAAACCACCGAUCGUCACGGUCACGCCCCUACAAGCCGUCGGCUUCAUCAUCACCUUUUUUCAGGUCCAAAUGGCCCAAUAUCGAUUUUUGCUUUCUGGUUCUGAUUUGUCCAAAACAAUAACACCUUCAAAACUCAAGGAAAGUGGCUAUUUAGAGCAUCAAGUAAUCUCCAAAGUUCCGGGGAAAUUGCUGCGAAUCCGGAUAAAUUCGAGCGACCCGCAAAGCUGCAUGAGGAUUUAUUUUCGGACAGAAACGGAAGCCCUCCGCCAUAAUGCGCUGCUCUCGCCAGAAAACGUGAAUUUCGUCACGAUGACGAGCCGGUUGUACCUAGAUUUGGAGCUAUCGACAGAGCCUCUGCAAAUACGCUACGUAUUAAACGGGAAUGACGAGGAAUGUGGGACCAUUUGGGAAAGCCCUAAACAGCGUGAAAAACAGCUUCAAAUUCACUACGAACUGGUGGAACAUCCUGGAUAUGGGAAGCCGAUUUUAGCCCUGGUUGCGCUGUUUUUUGGCGUAGCCUCGCUGCCAGUGGUUGUGGUAGCUAGCCCGAUCCUGCUUGCCGUCAUCAAAAAAUCGUUAGCAGCCCCGCAAGACGAAGAGAGUUUGGCUGAAGCGCUGCCAGGAUCUGGCGAGGAUACCCGGGAUUCGUUAUUGGUCCCCGGCGGUCCUGUAAUUCCAGCGCUUCGAGGCGGGCCGGAGAAUGAGUUGGACUGGCUUGGAGGAGAUCAGAAUUCCGAACGUUCAGAUGAAGUCAAGAUCAAACCAGGCGAAGAUUACGAAUUGUUCCGAGACAGGGAGAAAUCUGCGUUACCGCUGGCCGCCUGCCAAUUCGCCGUCUUUUUGCUGCCACCAAUUUUGCAGGAGGCCUAUGGAUUUUUCACGGACCCCGCUCCAGGACCCGAGAGCUGCUAUCACAAUUUCGCGUGUGCGAGGCCGCUGGGGAGCAUUGCCUCUUUUAACCAUAUCAUCUCGAAUUUGGGAUACGUAUUUGUCGGUGUUGUGUAUUUAGUAUUCCAAUGGAAAAGAGCUGCCUGGUUUUCGGGGAAUGAAAAAACGGAGCAUCAAUUCGGCGUAUACCGUAGCUCGAGCGUUGAUAUGGCCCUUGGGGUGUCCUUAAUGUGCGAGGCGGUGGCGAGUGCUGUCUACCAUCUUUGCCCAUCCAAGUCAGCUUACAAAUUUGAUACCCCAUUCAUCGUGUCGUUCUGCGUGUUGGCCAUGUUGAGGUUAUACGGUAGUCGACACGGCCCUCCUACCCAUCGACACAUCCAAGCAUUAAUCGCCGGCACACUGGCUGUCGAUUUUUGCAUGCAGAAAUUGGCCGAGCAUCUACCGGGCAGCUGGCCCCUUCAAGCCGUCUUCUUCUUGGCGCUACUUCUCGGCGUUUUGAUCAAGAUUUACUCCGGGAAACACGUCAUGAAAUUCCUCCGCCAACCCCAGUUCCUGCGACGGCUGUGGCUAAAUUACCGUAGCCGUCUGCUGCUCGGCGUGUUGGGGAUCAAUGUGUCGCUGGCUGCUGUCUACUUCUUCGUCCAUCGAUACCUCCAUUCCAACCAACUAAUCGUCUUUUUUGCCGUAACCAAUUUGCUGCUCUAUGUUGGCUAUUACCUCGUCAACAAGGUCCAUAUAAAAGAACGUAUCAGUCGACUCUCCGGUUUUGCCAUGCUAAUUUCGUGCAUUUUAUGGGCGAUGGCUCUCAUUGCUUUUACACGCCAGGAAACCGAUUGGGCGGUAAGCCCAGCUCUCUCUCGGGAUCUAAAUUCGGAAUGCAGCCUCUUCGACUUUUUUGAUCAACACGAUAUUUGGCACGUACUGUCGGCGUUGGCGGCUGGCGGCUCAUUACUCGCCCUGGCUACCGUAGACGACCCAACCGCCACCGUACCUCGCGCCAAUUUGGUCGUAUUU